CUCUCUCUCUCUCACACACACACACACACAAACACACGCUCACACACGCAGAGCCGAUCAGUGCAGGCAGCGCAGCGCCUGGUAAUUGUAUUGCUCCCUCCAAGCGGAAGGAAGGAAGGAAGGAAGGACCGAGAGAGAGAGAGUGAAGAAGAAGAAGAAGAAGACGGGAAAAAGAAGAAAAAGAGGAGAGGAGAGAGAGGAGAGAUAUAAAAACUUUGGUUUUUUGUUUUGUUUUUUGAAUUUUUCUUUUUGUUUUUUUGAAUUUUUUUUUUUUUAUUUUUACAAUUUUUUUCCCCCCAUCCCCUCAGUGGAGGUUUCGUUGACAUGAUGAUGACCCGGUAUCGCCGAUGGAUUCGGUAGGACUCCAGUUGUCCGAGUGUUUUUUAAUGCACUCUGAACAAGAGUAGAAUGAACUUAUCGAAGGGGCCAUUGGUGAACAGCAGCAGUGAAGACAACCCCAAGUCAUCUUAUAGUAAAUGCGGCGCUGGCGCCUGGAGGAUGCACCAGAGCUACGAUCCACUGGAGGCCAACCACAUGAGAGACGCACAUGCCCUCUACAACCCCAGGCUUCUCUGCAGAAUGUCCAGUAAGGAGCGCCACCUUGAGUCCAAUUGUCCGUCCUCUUAUAUAAAAACUGAGCCGUCUAGUCCUGCCUCCCUGACUGACAGCCUAAACCACCACUCCCCCGGUGGCUCCAGUGACGCCUCGGGCUCCUAUUCAUCCACCAUGAACGGUCACCCCAACGGCUUAGACUCCCCAAGCCUCUACGGCUCCAACGCCGGGCCCCUGGGUCCCGCCGGCGGCCCUGGAUCAAAGCGUUAUGAGGACUGUUCGUCGACUAUUGGGGAAGAUUCACAGAUUAAGUGCGAGUACAUGUUGAAUUCGAUGCCCAAGAGGCUGUGCCUGGUGUGUGGGGACAUUGCGUCAGGGUACCACUAUGGCGUGGCAUCCUGCGAGGCCUGCAAGGCUUUCUUCAAACGCACCAUCCAAGGCAACAUCGAGUACAGCUGUCCGGCCACCAAUGAGUGUGAGAUCACCAAGAGAAGACGCAAGUCCUGCCAGGCCUGCCGCUUCAUGAAGUGUCUGACUGUGGGGAUGAUGAGGGAAGGUGUUCGGCUGGACAGGGUUCGCGGUGGGAGGCAGAAGUACAAACGUCGGAUAGACGCGGAGAACAGUCCAUACCUGAACCCGCAGCUGGCUCUGCCCCCCAAAAAGCCAUUUGCCUUUGGCUGCCUUGCAGAUAACAAGAUCGUCUCUCACCUUCUGGUGGCUGAGCCGGAGAAGAUUUACGCCAUGCCUGACCCGACAGUACCAGACAGCGACAUCAAGGCCCUGACUACGCUGUGCGACCUGGCUGACAGGGAGCUGGUGGUCAACAUCGGCUGGGCCAAACAUAUCCCAGGUUUCUCCACGCUGUCUUUGGCAGACCAGAUGAGUCUACUGCAGAGCGCAUGGAUGGAGAUCCUGAUCUUGCGCGUCGUGUACCGCUCGCUGUCCUUUGAAGACAAGCUGGUGUACGCCGAGGACUACAUCAUGGACGAGGACCAGUCGAAGCUUGCGGGACUUCUGGACUUGAACAACGCCAUCCUCCAGCUGGUCAAGAAAUACAAGACGAUGAAACUUGAGAAGGAGGAAUUUGUCACUCUCAAGGCCAUCGCUUUGGCUAACUCAGACUCCAUGCACAUUGAGGAUGUGGAUGCAGUGCAGAAGCUCCAGGACGUUCUUCAUGAGGCCCUGCAGGACUACGAGGCUUCGCAGCACCAGGAAGACCCUCGCCGGGCAGGCAAGCUGCUCAUGACCCUCCCCCUGCUCCGCCAGACCUCCACCAAGGCCGUGCAGCACUUCUACAGCAUCAAGCAGGACGGCAAAGUCCCAAUGCACAAACUCUUCCUGGAGCUGCUGGAAGCCAAGGUCUGAGGAUGGGGGGGUUGGAUAGGAUGGAAAGACAGCUAAACACUGGUCUGAACCUCCUGAGCUCCAAAAUGAACUUUGAACAACAACUUUGAUUGACCUCCUGCUCUUUACACACACAGAAACACACACAGAUACAUACAAAGAAAUAUGUCCCUGAGAUAUGUCUGCUGACACAUCCCCCUAUGAACAUACAAGUAUCCUAAACCUCAUGCCUGAAUCCCUAAACCUCCACUCUCCGACAAAGGGGUACUCGCUUGAGCUGUUUUUUUCUUGUUUGUUUUGUUUUUUGGGUUUUUUUGGAGGGAGACUGACUGACAUGACCGCCCUACUACCAAGGAAAGGAGGUAUUUCCUGUAUAAACUACUAACAAUCACUAAAGAGAUAUCAUGGCGAUACUGAACAUUGAUGAUGGCAAGACAAACCGUCGCUUAUGCAUAUAAAAAUGAUUAAGGCGUGAUUAAUGACAAGACGCUUAAUUGUGGACACAUUCAAAAUGAAUGGACAACUCUUCAUUUUAGUUGAGAGAGACUGCAAUCCUGCACUCUGGGCUCCUUUUCCCUAACACUUUCCCUCAACACAGUUUUUUUAAGUCUUCAAGAAGAAAUUGGGGGGGAGGGGUAUGAACAUUAAAAUACUAAUGACAUUUGUUGUCAAUUUACAUGUUGAAAUUGGAUGGAUGGAUGGAUGGAUGGACAGAGAGAGGAAAAAAGAAGAGGAGAUUUGCCCUGCCAAAGGAUGGAACUCAUCCAUUCAAAGGAUGCCAGCAAACUUUACUGUCAUAACCCAAAAUACUUCCUGGUUCUCUGAGCCAGUGGUCUUCAGUUCAGGUCCUCGGGACCCACAGAGCUGCUGCUUUCUGUCCAGCCACGUCGUCAUCUGCAGUGAAUCACAUUCACUCUGCAUCCCAGGUGUAUAAUAAUUCCUGCUUCAAUGGCUGGAACGAAAACCAGCAAAGCUGUGGGAGCUGAGCACCAGGAUUGAAAGCCACUACUCUAAACACUUCCUGGUUCUCCCUGAAUACAGUUCCUGGUUCCCCAUGACUCCCCCACUUCACCUAUAAGUCAAAUAUGAUAUUUGUUGUAUUUGUUGAGGACCAGUGUCCCUGGCCUCCCAAACCUGUCAGUAUUAUCAUAGUAUUGUAAUGAGUGUUUGCACGCCUGACUUGGGCUGAAUAUAGAUGUCUGGACACAGUUUCAAAUAUUCGAACUGCUUGAGGUGCGACUGAUUUAGUAAGCUAGAGCAAAAGUGGAAAUAUUGCUGCUAAAAUGAGCUAACGUAGCAGGUCAGCCUUGAUUAGCUCCGUUAAGGAUUCCUGCUCGGCUACCCGGUGCGUUUGCAAAGGAGGCUCAGUUCACAUCCUGUCUGCUUUAUUAAACCAAACGCUCCUCUCGCAUUUGCUUAUUUAUCUGAAACUUUUUCGGCUACUUAGCGACCCAGGCUUGCAGUUCACCACAAGACCAGCCGGUUAUGGUUCUCAGCUCCGAGUCUAUCAAUGUGCCAUCAAGAUUAAGAUGAAGCCCAUGCCAAUUACCUGCCCAGUCGUAUUUUUUUGAUUCCAAAAACUGCAAAACGUCACUUCAGUACUACCCUUCUUGCUCCGUUGCAUUCAUGUCUUCCAGUUCAUCCCUCGGGUCAGUGUGGAGAUAUUUUUUCUAGUUCAUUCAGGGAGUGAUGGGGGAGCUUCAGUCGCUCAAUGCAAUACGAACCAGACGGAACAGUGUGCUGACAAAACUGACUGAAGAAAUAAGUAUUGUUGCUUUGAAACUCCUUGAUUUUGUUUAUUUCUAACUUGAAAAUAAUAUUAGUGAUGAUAACAAUGCUAAGGCUGUAAAUAAUUACGAUUGUCAUCCUGUAUAUGACAUAAACACGGCUUUGUUUUUGUUAUUAAUAUUGUCUUCUUAAAACUGAAUCAAUCAAUAUGUCUUUCCUUUUUUCUAUCAGCUUGACCACUUUCAGCAAUUAUUAUAUAUAUAUACAUAUAUAUAAAACAAGUAAUAAUGUAUUAACAAAUCUGCGUUUAUCUUAGAAAACUCCGAGCAAUAGUGGUUUUAAAAGGAGAGGGGUGUGCAUAUGGACAAAGUAUGCAAUAUUAACAUUUUGUGCCAGUCUUAAAUUUUGGGAGGAGGGAGGGAGGGGACGGGGGAUUCGAGGAGAAUUGUAGCUUCUCUUUCUCUCUGUGUGAUUUGCCAUAAGCUAUUAGAUAACAGUCAAUAAUUCCUUAGAGACAGUUAAGCAGGAAGACGUGAGGACAAGGAACGUCAGGGUGAGAUGUCACCGUCGCUCUCACAUCAAAACAUGGAAGCCGUUGUGGUCAGUUUUAGGGUUAAAAUCCGGCGAUGCCGUGAGCUGAAUUGUGAAACAUGCAACAUUCAGUUCGCAGUUCCCACAUGGUUCUGAUAUUUGCACCUUUCUCGUGACCAAGCUCUUUUUGCAAUUAAUCUCGGCGUUGUGAAAAGACGACUCUUUGUCUGCAAAAAGCAACAGCUCAUCGUUGUAGCUGCAAGAGAGGCUCCGAAGGAAGCAGCUUUCUCUUUAAAUGAAUUUGUUUCUUUGUCCGCUGUCCGAAGGUGUGUGUUCCAUCAGCCAUGUAGAUGAGUGUGGGGACCAGCAGAAUAACCUGACUCGAUGUAGACCAGCACUGAGGGAAAUAAUGCAAGCAAAAAAAAAAAAAAAACGUCAUCCUAUUCAAACAGCAUGACAUCGACUGCUUUAUAUUAGCUAGCUGUUCUACGUCCUGUCCAUAGACACACUGCUUUACAAUUUCCAAAAAAAAAAAAAAAUCUUUUGUGUUGUGGUGGUAAACGCCGUCAACUCUAUCAUACACCAUCUGAAUACUGCUGAAUGUUGAAAUUUCAAAAACACAACAUGACCAGAAACACCUCAACUUUACGGUAGUGGACAACUGGAUGUCUUUGCUGGCCACUAGUUUUGUAAAUAUCACUGGAAAAUGUGAAUUUAAUAAGCUUGAUUUGACUUGUUACCUAUUACAGUAUUUAAAUGGUGCUAAUAAUAGUGGCUCACAAUCACUUUUGGAGAUUUAAUUCCGAAACUUUUUCCGCUAAAUUACACUUGAGUGUCUAUGGGUAGGAAAUAGAAAAGCAGGUCGAUAGAAAGGCUGACUCAAGACCAUUUAAUUCCAGGAAGUAGCAUUACAAUUUCCAGUUAAGUGAAAGACAUUAACUUCAUUGUUAUACUAAGAAAGCAUACGAUUGAUUGAUCAUGCUUGAACCCGUGAAUACAGUCUAGGGAUUUUUUUUUUUUUUUUUUUUUUUUUUUUUUGAUAUCAUAAUUUAUGUAAUUUCUAAAGCAGAAUAAGAAUGCCAAAACGUGUAAUCUAGAUUAUGGUGUAAUCUAAUAUAAAAUGGCAACUCGUCACAGCUGAAGAGUGCUGCAGUUAAGUCUAGUUAAUCUCCAACAUCACAUCGCUCUGUAUCAAACAUCAGUAUUAUUAGUAAGGGGUAUUUUCUCAGCCUUCUUAAACAUUGUAUAUUGUAAAUUAAACAGAUUAUAAUUCUAACAUAAGACAUUUUAUUGGAAACAAAACCGAAGAAAAAAAAAGAAAAAAAUGUAGUUCAGCCUCUAUGUGUGUUUCAUGUUUGCUGUGCUUUUUUCUAUCAAAAAGAAAACUGUUUCUUUUGUUUUAUGUCUGUUUUUUUUGUUUGUUUGUUUGUUUGUUUGUUUUAAACUCCUCUUUCUUUUUCCUUUUUUCUUCCUUUCCUUUUCUGUUACGUCCUCCGAGGCGAUGCUGUGUACUUUUUCUCGUGGUGGUUCCCGUUCUUGUGCCGUGUGCUUCUUCUUUAGACAACACAGAGUAGAGUAGAGGCCAUGUUGUCUGUCUGUCGGAUCAGUCCGCAGGGGGUCUGGGCACCGGAUUCUCUCACAAUGAACCGAACCGGAUAUAAGGCUCUUCUAGAAACUUACUAGACCACCAGGAUCAAAUUACAGUAUCCAUCUUUACCGAACUAUACAUAAAUAAAUAAAUAUGAAGUAUCUAAAUGAAGAAACACCAUACAAGUAUUUAAAAAGGGAUAAUUUGUGUAACUACUCUUUCUUGUAGAAUAAACAAUAUACUGUAUAUCUUUAGGUUUAAAUAAAGAUGAAAUGAAAAAGGACAUUUGAGUAAUUCAGAACCGUAGGUGACUCUUUUUUGAUAAACUCGCUGUACAUAACCGCCUUCCAUACAGCUCAGCUCAGUCAUUAUCUUUACCAUUUCAGCUGGCAAAAAGGGAAAUUAUGAAGAUGAGUAACGUGUUCUUUUCUUGUAUUGGUUCUACUGUUGUUAUUUUUUUUUCUCUUGCAAUCCAUUUCCAGACACGCAUCUUGCUUUGCAACAGAGUCAACGGAGUGAAAUGAAUUUUAAAGGGGGCACUAAAGUGAGGAGUAAAGGUUUUUCUUGCUCUCUGAUGACUCCUCUGCAAGAUGUGGCCGUAGGAAAGGGAGUGUUAAAGACAAAAAAAAAAAAAAAAAAAAAAAAUCUUCAUAUGUUUCAUUUCAGCCAUUUGUUUUUUCUCUACCAAGCAUUCUUUAAAGUAGAGUGUGUGGAAAAGGUUUCUGCAUUGGCGCCUGAACUAAACCACAGGAUCCAGACAUAAAUUCAAAAAUGUCAUAAUCCUUUAAUAACGAGCAAUUUGUUACAUAGAAUCUGCUCUACAAAUAUCGAAUUGACCGAUCUUAAGGCUCAUCAGCGCACAUACUGAUGCAUACAUUUUCAGCAAGGAAACAUUCAGAUAAAUUAUCAUACAGGUGAUUGGACAUAUUUGUAGGUCGUGUACCCAAAGACAAUGUUGAAUGUCUUAUUCUGAGAGUCGCUGACCUCGAAGUCUUUCUCAUUGUCCGAGAUGCUGGGAUUUCUUAAUCUUAUCAUCUAGUGUACACAGUUAUAAUUUACACAUACAACCUAUUGAGGAAAGGUGCUGUUUUCUUACUGUGUUAUUGUUUCUCUUCUGUUUUCCUGUUUUUAUCUGUUUGUCGGUUGUCAUACCAACCCUGUAAAAUCCUGGACAAUUCAAAGGUGAUGAAAGAUGUUACAAAUCUCCCUGCGUUGAUUAGAGCUGAGUUGAAUUUGGCUAUGCCACAUUUUGUAGCAGAACGAAAACUUGAAACUCCUUUUUUUUUUUUUUUUUAGAGUGAAAUUUUAGUAACUGUUGGUCCUGAUGUGCAAAAAUCAUGUCAGUUUCAUGUAAUAAAUAUCAUAUCUUUAUCAUAUGCUCAAAAUGCAAAAUAAAGAUGAAGUCAUUACGGUGACUUGACCUUGGCAGGAAAUGAAAAUGGUUCACUUUAUUUGGCACCUUAUUGUUUUUCAACCGGAUUGAAUUCACGCCUCACCAGCGAAAUCUGGAAAAUGGCUGCUGUAAAAAUUCCUGCCAAAUGGGCAUUGGCCAUCAAAUGAAAGCAGAGUAGUUGUCUUAUUUCAGUCCAAACACCGAAUCACAAUUCUACCAGCUGCAAUCAUGAAGGAGAUUGUGUGUUUCUUCUUUCAGAAGCUUUGAUGAAACUAGCUGCCGAUAGCCAACAUGCUAUGUAGGUGUAUAGGAAGGAAGUGUUUUCCCCCCCACAAACAUUUUUUUUUUCCUAUUUAAGAAGCAAUAUUAUGAUAACUGUACAGCGAUGAGGCAAGAGUUGCACUUGUUUGUGUUGGGUUAUAGAUCCAAAUGCUGAUGUAUCUAUUGGAGUUACUCUGCAAUUAUCAUUAAACCAUAGAAAUUACACGGUGAGCAAUGUAAUGACGAACCAAACUGCUGUUUUCUCUAAGAGGCAGUGGAAGGACUGAAUGAGUUUUUGCAGAGCCAUUGAUAGAAAGAGUUUGGCCUGGUUGCACUAGGGGCAUCGCGUUAUUCCCCUUCUCUAGAGCUAAGACAUGUUAGCUGCAAACACUGUUGUAUGCAUCAGUGUCCCGCUAGCUAGGAACAGAAUGACGUCUAACUUAGCCAGGGCCACGGAGCCGAAAAGGUCCAUCUACCACAACUGACCCUAAAAACUACUACGGCCAAACUGCGUCUAUCUCCAGCUCUACAGAGUGUUUAGUUAGUUAGUUGUAUUUAAUCCCCAAAUGUAACUGCCACAUGCGCUGCGGCUAGCCCUGCAGUCUCAAUCUGCAAAUAUUAAAAAGAGGAAAAAAAAAAAACAUUUUAAGAGAAAGAGAAAGAUGAGAGGCAUUUGGGAAAAAAAAAGGAUAUUUAACGAAAAAAAGACCCUUGGGUGGUGAAGAAGAGUUGCGGAGGACAGGAGACCCCGUAGUGUUAUUAAAAACAUGUCCGUAGAUUUUAGAUGUGCUUCACAUCAGUAAAUGAAAAAAAAAAAAAGAUAACAAAACAAACAAUUACCUGUAUAUUUUUGUGACGUGUAUCAUACAAGUGUGCUCCGACGAUAAUGUCCAUUUGUGUAAAUGUAUUUAUUUGACAUUGUAUAUAUUGUUCAAUGCAAAAAGAGAGACCUAUGAUUCUGUAACUUAAACUACUAUGGGUUGAAACAUUACAUGUGUUACUCCAGACUAUGCCUUUCAGGAUUAUUACAGUAGAGCAAUAUCAAUUAAAACCAGGCUUCCAGUUUUGA
Messenger RNA from Myripristis murdjan (pinecone soldierfish), 8466 nucleotides. RefSeq names its product estrogen-related receptor gamma a (gene esrrga). The record is from RefSeq and is a predicted model, not a curated record. The transcript is spliced from 9 exons. Gene Ontology annotation, biological process: regulation of DNA-templated transcription. Gene Ontology annotation, molecular function: zinc ion binding; nuclear steroid receptor activity; steroid binding. Bases 409 to 1917 code for a protein of 502 amino acids. NCBI's taxonomy places the organism in Eukaryota, Metazoa, Chordata, Actinopteri, Holocentriformes, Holocentridae. Gene Ontology annotation, cellular component: nucleus.